AUGUGAUCAGAAAGAGAUACAGACAAAAAAAAAAUAAAAAAAAUAAAAUAAAAAAAGUUUAUAGAUAUCACGAUCAAGCUUUUCAACUACUUUUUUUUUUUAUUCAACUUAUCUUACUUUCAUUGACUUUGAUAUCCUUGACAAGGCAUGGAUUCCAAACUCAUCAAAAAUUUCUCGUUUGGGAAGAAAUCGUCAGCUGACAGCACCAACAACACAAAAUCAAACAAUAGCCAUCAUUCACCGUCAGGAUUGAAUAAAGGGCUCUUUUCUAAACUAAGCAGUCCGUUCACAUUAGGUGGCGGUGGCGGUGGCGGCAGCGGCGGCAGCAGCAGCAGUAGCGCUAGUAGUAGUGGAACGACUACACCGACUUUAGAAAACUCGACAAGUAGCUUGGAUAUACCACCACCUGCAGUGACGGAAGCGAAAUUGAAAGAAGAUAUUCAGCAAUGUCGGAUCGCUUUUGACCAUUUCUUGAAUUCCAAUAUUCAUGAAGCGGAAUGUCUAUUGAAGCCUCACUCUAAGGACUCUUUGUAUUUGUCUCUGGGCUAUUCGUUCGUUUUGUAUCUGAAAUCUGUCAUGACUUUUGAAGUACAAGAUAUUUUGACAGCGUUGGAUGCGUUAAAACAUACGAUUCGAAUUGCCGCUAGUCUCAGGAAUAAGAAAAAUGGAUGGCAGCUCGUAGCAAGCUGGGUCAAAGGCACAACAGUAGAGGAUGUGAAACACAUGUCCCUUAUCGAACGUCAUGCCGAACUCGUGUAUGCUGAAGCGUACUUGCUGAAAGCUUUACUCAGUAUCAUUCAUGAUGAAAGCGUCAUGGCCUUUUUAAGAGAGAGUAUGAAUAUUCGCAGUAGUUACAACACGUAUAUGACCCUAGAAAAAUAUAUACAGUCAGCAAAGACGCCUCUGGAUGAUGAUUUCCUCUCUGGCGUCUAUUUUGGUGUGGGUUGUUUCAGCAUCAUUUUAUCCAUGUUACCUUCCUCAGUCAUCAAGUUGGCGGAAUUUAUCGGAUUUACCUCAGAUCGUAAGCAUGGCCUUUCGGUUUUAGCUUCUGUAGGUGGUUAUUCGACCAUGGACCCAACAAAGAAGAAGGGCGCGGGUAUCCAUGGACUACGUACACCGUUAUGUAAUAUAUUUCUGAUUGCGUAUCAUAUCAUCCUUUCCAAGCUGGUGCCUUUAUCUGAAGUGAAUAUUCCGUUUGCUGAACUUGUCUUGAAGGACUGUCUCGAACAAUACCCCAAGGGAGUUGCUUAUUUAUAUCUCAAUGGCCGUCUUAUGACGAACAAGAAGCUACUGAAAGAAGCAGAGGAUCAAUAUCAGCUGGCUAUUUCACAGCAAAAAGACUGGAAACAAUUGCAAUACAUGUGUUUUUGGGAACUCGGCCUGAUCUAUUUGAUCGAGCAUGAUUGGCAGAGAGCGUACGAUAUCUAUAGUGUUUUACAGAAAGAGAGUAACUGGUCGAAAGCAGUCUAUACUUAUUUAAGAGCGAUUUCUUUAUACAUGUUGGCCAAUGAUUUGAAUGAGAGUACGCAAAAGACAGAAUAUAUGUCGCAAGUUGUUUCUUUGAUGGGCCAAGUCGGAAGUGCGAAACAGAAGAUUGCCGGAAAGUCGAUUCCAGUAGAGAAAUUCUUUGCGAGAAAAGCAAGAAAGUUCCUUAGUCAAAAUAACUAUUUAUUAUUACCCGACCUUGAAAUAUUGAACGCCUUUACAGCAUUCGAUUUUAUACCAGCCAAUAUAUUAGAGAACGACAUCUUAAGAAUCAACGUAGAGAUAGACAGGCUAGAUGAUACAGCACGAGCACGCAACGUACAUCACUUUUAUGAUGAUUAUUGCUUGGCACAAUUUUUCCGUGGUAUCGGUUGUAGAAUGCUUUACGAGCAAAACUGCAAUACAACCCAGUCGUAUGAUGUGGCGACCGAAUCAUUGAAUCAAGUGUUUGAAUAUGCUGACAGAAUCGAAUUGGAUCAUUAUAUUUAUUACUUUAGUCGGUAUGAGAUGGUGUUACUUUAUAUGAUGAAGAAGAACUAUACCAAAGCUGAAGAAGAGGUUCAGACAGUACUCAAGGCUACUGAAAAAGGACAGUAUAAUAUUGGUGCAGGACCGCAUGCAAAGAAUAAGUACAGUCUGGCGAAUACACUGGCUUUUAAAUGCCAUAACUGUAUGACACAAAUCAAGACCUAUUCCUCAUCGUAGAGCGACGGGAAGUAAGAAAGCUGGCCACACAGCAUGACAAUUCCCAAGCCAAUAUUCCAGUAUAACUAAUGGAAGUCAACGGACAGCUUGGCCUCCUUUCAAAAAGCAACGCAGCGCAUAGUGUUGUUGUUUUUUUGUACUUGUCUAC
Molecule: messenger RNA, 2338 nt
Organism: Mycotypha africana
Lineage: Eukaryota; Fungi; Mucoromycota; Mucoromycetes; Mucorales; Mycotyphaceae
Exons: 4
Coding region: 148-2190 (680 amino acids)
Cellular component (GO): mitochondrial outer membrane; cytosol; nucleus
Molecular function (GO): protein binding
Source: RefSeq, a predicted model, not a curated record